UCUUCUCGCUGUCAAUUUCAUCCGGAUAGGGCGCAAGAUUAGCAGAUCUCGGGGCGCCUGUCGCGAGCGCGCGUCUAGUAGCCCACAAUCGCGAGUGCAGUGUUCAGGAAUCGCCAACAGAACCAUAAUCUACUAAAAUUAUGAGUUAAGAGAUAUGCCGCAUACAUUAAUCGUAUUUAAUGUUACACAAAGUGUUAUAGAUAAAGUUUAAAGUGUCAAAGAAUAAGGAUUUAGAAAUAAAAAUGUUAAAGAACCGUGGUCGCGACCCGCGCUCGGCGGUGCCCAGCACGCCCACGAUGCUCCGCUCCACACUGCACCGAGCGCCCAUGGCGAAGCCAGAGCCGGACUACGAGGUGGUGGAGUUCCCCUCGGAACAAUACGUCAAUGCGAAGCUUCAGCCACCGCCGCCGCCUCCGCCGCGACCGCCUACAGGUCACCCAAUUGACGCAGAAGCUUCUUGCGGCCUGUGCGGCGGCGGCGGCGCGCGCGUGCGCUGCACCGAGUGCGGGCGGCGCGCGCUGUGCGCCUCCUGUGACGACAUGUACCACCGACACCCCAAGCGACGGAACCAUCAGCGACAGGCAUUAUCACACGCGCAGCUUCGCGAUGAACGUCCACCGCUGCCACCGAAGGCUGCACCUCCUGUUCCACCGCCGCGCAGACAUAAGAUAGGCGGCGAUAGGCUGAAUGCGAGCCCUCUUCCUCCAGCUAUUGACCGACGCAGUGCUACUAUCAACCCAAUGAUGGGAAUACCCAAGCAAAGCACAAUAACUAAUACUAACCACUUUGUCUCCCAACGCCCGCAAAUGCAACACCAGCGGCCGAGCGUUCCAACUAUGACGUCACAAAUGGGUAGUAUGCCGUACUUGCCAAAUGCUGUGCAUCAUAUGAAUACACCUGUUGCAAGUCAUGACCAAUCCAACACUUUGGGACAUUUCUCGUCGUGGAAUCGACCACGUGGCUCUCUGCCGGGCUUUAAUGUGCCUCCGAAUGUAAGUUUUGAGGUGCAAACUCCACCUUUAGAGCAGUGGGAAGCGCAAGAGAACCUUUCUACCCAGAACUGGGGUCGACCCUUACGCCGGGGAACAUCGGUCAUGGAUCUGGGCGGUGGGCCGACGGGGUGCCCAGGCUGUGCGCACUGCGCUCCCAAUCCCUGGCGAUACGGCAGCUGCGCCAACUUGGACCACCCGUGGGUCGGGCAGAGUCCUUGGCCACAGACUUGUUGUGUUCCACAUCCGGCCCACAGUCCACAGAUGUUCCCACAUCCACACGCUCAUGUGCCACAAACUCCUCAACCUUAUCGAAGAGCAGUCGAAAGUAGAGCAGUGUCCCGAGCAGCCUCACGAGCGGGAUCUCGCGCCGUGUCUCCUGCUAUGAGUGUUAGAUCGCGAGCUUCCCGACGAUCGAGACAUCGAACACCGUCCCCACCACCUUUACCGUCAAGCGACGCCGAUUCCGAGAGUGAAAUUGAGAGUGAUACCAAAGAAAGUGAAAGACCAUCGAUGAACGCCAAAAAUGUAAAAGAUAUAGACGAAGACAGCUCUCUCGGUCCUGCCCCUCCGCCGCCCAACUCAUCUUGGCAAUGCGAGCACUGCACAUUUGUUAAUGAACCUGGAGUGAGGGUAUGUGCGGUUUGCUGUCGCACACCGACCAUCAAAGCUAAAAUAAUUUCAACCGACGCAGUAAACAAUGGUAUUACAAGGCUCAAAGUAACAGAAUCCACCAAAUCUUCUCCUUCACCUACUAGUAAUUUAAUAGAUGAUCGUCGGAAAAAGAAUGAUGAUAAAACUAAUAAAGGAGUGAGAUCUUCAAAAGAACGUAUUUCUACUGGGUGUGGACCAUCACCACCUCGUGAAGAAAAGCCCGUGCUUAAAUCUCCAAGUCGAUUGGCUACCCCUACAAGAGAACAAAGUAAUGAACGGUCUACACAAAUUCGAGUGCGUCACGAUAUAGCAGUCGGUCCGUCACCGCCCAAGGAACUUUCACGUAAACAGCAAGCAGUAUCCACAUCAACAAAUGCUGCAACGGUUCAAUCAAUUCAGGAUCGAGUCGAAUUACGGUCCCUUCCAAAAAGUGAAACACCUCUACGUGAGUCCUUACCUAAGCACAGCGUGUCGGUCGGCCCUUCACCACCUCGCGAUAGCCCAUUGCGAGUAGUCGCAUCCAUUCGAAAUGUGUCUCCAAAUUUUCAAAAAAAGUCCGUUGGAAACUCGCCACCUCGAGAAAUUGAUCGGCCUUCGUCCAGAUCAAGUCGAACCAAUACAGGAACUUCUCCACCACCACAAAGCAUUUCUACACAAACUUAUGAAGUACCAAAUAACUGGGACCGUGCACAAUCGGUAUCACGAACUUCGCGGCCACGACGUCGUCUGCGAGAUGAGAACCGACGGGAAAGAUCACACAGCAGACUCUCUCUGUCGAGCGAUACACGUGAGAGUGAGCGUAGUGUCCGCACAAGUGGUGGGAGAUGGGAAUGGCGAGAGCCUCGCGACAGUAGCCCCAGCGCCGAAUGGAGUGAGAGCGAACGACGAAGAGAUUCUUCCCGUCUGACGCGACGAGCUUCUCACCUCGACCUUCGUCGCAAUCGUGCCGUGCGCCGCUCCAGCAUGUACGGUUCAGAAGCCCCAUCACCAGAACUUUUACCUAAUAACCGAGCAAUAUCUCUCGAAGCUCUUGCUGGUGCGGGAUCGAGACGGGAGGCAGAAAGAGGUUUAGAACUGGCACGCUUGAUGAGCGACGCCGAGAGAUUGGGAUUCAGUGCUGCUGAAGUACACGCAGCGUUGGCACAAAAUCCAGUGGCACCUUUAGCAUGGUUGAGCGAACGAUGGCCUAGCCUUUGCGCAGGUGUCCGAGCGGCCGCAGCUAGGUUAGCGCCGGGUGUUAAUGUAAGCGAGCUCGAGGCGCGUGCGGCCUUGGCCCGACACAGAGGUGCAAUGUGGCCCGCUGUCAACGAGUGUGUCGAGAGAUCACGCAGGCAGGCAGAAGUAAUCAGUGUCGGCGAAGAGGGUAGACUGCGCGGUCAUGUUUGGGGUCCACCAACGGGAGCUGACGAUGACGCAGUACCUCCAGCUACUUCAUUGAGCCGCUCACACCGCACUCGCGCAAACGACAGUUCAGAUGAAUUCGAAGUAACUACAAACAAAUUUCAAGAUGAUGACUGGAUGUAUUUACCGUUAGAUAUACAAAACAAAAAUGAUUAUGAAUUUGAGCAUACUAUAAAAAAACAACACACAAAUGCAACUAAUAACGACAGCGAAGAUAUAGCAGAGAAAUUGAAAUCUCUUCUAAUCCAGGCAGGCAUACCACAGAUUGAUGAAAAAUUGCUUUUAAAGGGUUUGUUAGGCAACACUCUUUUACAAUCAGAGCAAAAUAAAGAGGCACAAAAUAAUAGACAGACUGAUAGUCACAAUUUAACUGAGUUCAUCCAGUCUGAGAAUGAUUUUAUUGAUGCAUAUAAUGCACUAACGAGAUUAAGCCCCCUACCAAAUUUAAAUGAAAAUAAUAAAAUAGACACAAAAACGAAAUCCAAACGAAAUACUAAAACUAAAGAUGUUUUGCCUGUUAGUAAUGUUAUUUCUUAUGAAUCAUCUACAACGGACGAUUUACAAAUCACUAAACAUAAAAAAAUGCCAGUUAAUAAACAACCUAUUCAAAAUGUUAUUAAUCAUGACAAUUUAACGAAAAAUGAGAUGGAUAAACUUAACAAUAAAGACGACACACAAAAUAAAAACACAGGAAGUUUUAAAAAAAACCAUGACAGUAAUUCAACUAAACAAGCACUAAAUAUUGAAUCUAGAGAAAAAUACGAACCUAAAAAUCUUAACGAUAUAGUUGAUAAUACACAAAGAUUAAUACAACAAAUGAAAAAAGAAAUCCAUUCAGAUAUUCAUUCUUUACAAGGAAAAAGUAGCACACAAAGUGAAGCAGGUGAUAGUUCCAAUGAGUCGCACUUAUCAUCUGAAAAAGAAUCCAGUUAUAGCAGUAGUGAAGAUGAAUCGGAAGAUCUGACAUCUGAUGAGAAACAAGUCACUUGUAGUGGUGAGGAAAUUGUACCUGAGCACAGUGACAAUCGAAUAUCUGUCAAUAGAACAAGUUCUGAAGACAAUGAGAAUUUUGAAGAAGCUAUGGAUCACGUAGAAAAUGAAAUAGAGGAUUUUCAAGAUUCAAAUAUACAAUUAUUAAAUUCUAUUGCAAAAAGUUUACAGCAAGAGCUUACUUUAACAGUUGAAAUAAAUGAACCUAAAGAACCGUCUAUAACUAAACGUAGCCAGGAUGUAAAUAACAAUUUAUUUGCAGCAGUUAAUAAUUUUGAUGAAAUAUAUGAACAACUUAGUAAGGAUAACCAAGAAUCUCCACGUCAAACACCAUCUAUAAAAAAAUAUUCAUCAUUGAACAUUAAUGUCGAGCAAGCCAAUAUUAUUGAUUUGCCUGAGGCAAAACGUGCUAAUACCUACGUAAAGGAAGAUAUAAGUACAUUAAUAUUUAGACCCAAUUCUCCAAUAAAAUUAUUGAUUACUGAAAAUCAACAUAAACUUCUUACUGCUAAUGUAGAAAACUUUGAAGAUUCUUUAGAAGAAGCUACAGUGGAAAAUACCAUAAGUAUUAAAUUAAAUAACGUUGUCGACCAACAACCAAUUGACUAUAACGAUAGUCCAGCUAUGAAUACAUUAGAACAAAAUGAGGCAGGCUUUAUUCAGGAAGUUUUAUCUAAAACUAUUGCUGCAGGUAACAUAAUAGAGGACAAUGCUUUAAAAGUCCACUCUGACGAUGAAACGACUGAUAAAGAAGAUGAACAAAACGAGGCACAAGGUGACAUUAUAUUAAAUCUUAACAACUUAACAAAUAGUAAUGAACAAGACAACGAUGACUCUAUUCCUACACUUACGAUUCAACAUAACCCUUCAAAUACGGAGGGCACUGAAAAAAUUAAGUUAAAAAAAAUAACUCCUCCGUCUAAUAUAAACAAAUCAAAUAUUCCGAAGCUUGUAAAAAAUAUACACAAUGGUAAACAAAAAAUAGAUAAAAAUGUUACAAAAGUAAUAGCAUCCAAAGUACCCGUUCGUAGAGCUAGUUUAAAACAAUAUCCUGCACCGAACCCACCAAAAACUCGUUUUGGACAAAUACAAAGUGGGUUUGUAAAGCAGUUGCAAACUAAACUUUUUAAUAGCAAAUCAACCAAAUCAACAAAAACUACGAUAGAGACGCCAGUCGUACAAAUUACUGACCCAAAAUUGAUAGAAGUCAAAGCUUCCACUUCAACGUUAACUAAAAAGAAGCAAGCACCACCUCCUCCCGUUCAAACAUCAAAUCAAUUAUCACCACCAAAACCACAUUUUGUAAAAGAAAAAAGUAAUAACUUUUUUCGUGAGACAUGUCGAACAGAAGAUGAAUGGACCGAAAGUGACGGAGAAGAUCUUAAUAUCCAAAUAUAUACAGAGAAUGAGUCUAAUACUUUGUUACCAUCACCACCACAGCCUAUAACGAUGCGCCAAGUUUCCGGACAGCUAAUCGAUUUAGCUCUAGUUCGAUUACCUGAAGGUUCUCCAGAGAGACAAGCUCGAAUGCUCCUGGCAGAAGGGGCCACAGAGAAUUGGGAACAGGCCCAGCUUGCGGUGAAACUAAUAUUACAAGGAACCGACACACCGUCUGCACUUUUAGCUGCUUUAGAAUGUGUUGAUCUUGAAUCAGCUCAAGCAUAUUUGCAACAAGACUGUGAGCUCUGUGCUUCUAAAUUUCCAGAACACGAGAUGGUUUCAAUGUUGCGCUGUACGCACAGAUGUUGUCGUGAAUGUGCUCGCCAUUAUUUCACGGUGCAGAUUUCGGAAAGAAGCAUCGUCGACUGUGUUUGCCCAUACUGUAAAGAGCCUGAAUUAGAAGAUCUGCCUGAAGAUGACUGGCUUGACUACUUUGCUCAUAUGGACAUUUUAUUAAAAACAUUACUGGAAACAGAAACUCAUGAACUCUUUCAAAGAAAGCUGCGUGAUAGGACUCUUGCGAGAGAUCCUAAUUUCCGUUGGUGCGUGGAAUGCUCUUCUGGAUUUUUCGUCCAUCCGAAACAUAAAAAAUUACGCUGCCCAGAAUGCAAAUCGGUUACCUGCGCCAGUUGUAGGAGACCCUGGAGCACAAAUCACGAGGACAUGACAUGCGAGCAGUAUGCGCUAUGGCUAGAGGACAACGACCAGGAGCGCUCCGUCGCAGCUGUGCAACAGCAUUUACGAGAGAAUGGCCUGGAUUGCCCCAGAUGCCACUUUAAAUAUUCUUUAUCCAGAGGAGGUUGCAUGCACUUCACAUGCUCGCAAUGCAAGUAUGAAUUCUGCUACGGAUGCGGGAAGCCAUUCAUGAUGGGCGCCCGCUGCGGGCUGAGCGAGUACUGCUCGAGACUGGGCUUGCACGCGCACCAUCCUCGCAACUGCUUGUUUUAUCUACGAGACAAGGAACCUCAUGAAUUGCAGACACUACUGCAGAUGAACAAUGUAACGUAUGAAACGGAAGCAGCCGAAGGUUCCACUGGUCGUUGCCCAAUCCAGCUGCAACGCGAAACUCCUGCUGGCCUUUUAGACACCGUCUGUGGUAGCGAAGUGCAACAAAAUCAGGCAGGUCUUUGCAAGAACCAUUACUUGGAGUAUUUGAGUCGGCUGGUGCGAGGGCGGCAGGUAGACCCGUUGCCGAUCCUCGCGGUGGACGACUUAGAGACGCUCGUGCGGCGCGCUGCGUUACGGCCGCCGCCGCGCCCCUACGGCUCGCUAGAUGGCCUCUACAGACGGGGCCUCAUCGAGAUUGUGAAAGAGAAGAUUCCACUUGACUGAAUAUUUAAAAUACUUCGAGAACUCCGUGUAUUUUUCCCAUUGAUUUAUUGUGUGCCACACAUCAGUUAACAAAAUAUGCCAACAAAUAUCUAUUUUUGUAAAUCGCUAUAAUAUGAGUAAUUAAGUAGCAUUUGUGUAUUCGUUUAAUGCCAAUUAUUCAAAUAUUUAUUUAUUAACAUAAUGUAAAAUGUAUGAUGAAAAAUUAAACAUAUAAAAAUA
Bicyclus anynana (squinting bush brown) is the source of this 7025-nucleotide messenger RNA. RefSeq names its product E3 ubiquitin-protein ligase lubel (gene LUBEL). Gene Ontology annotation, biological process: protein linear polyubiquitination. Bases 243 to 6806 code for a protein of 2187 amino acids. Lineage: Eukaryota; Metazoa; Arthropoda; Insecta; Lepidoptera; Nymphalidae. Gene Ontology annotation, molecular function: zinc ion binding; K48-linked polyubiquitin modification-dependent protein binding; ubiquitin protein ligase activity. The transcript is spliced from 21 exons. The record is from RefSeq and is a predicted model, not a curated record. Gene Ontology annotation, cellular component: LUBAC complex.